GUUAUAUAUAUCCACUUUGUAGUCCUCGUAUAUAGAAGCUGCCUGCACAUUGCGACGUGGUAUACAUCGAAGGUGUAACCUAUACUAGUUAGGGUUCAACGCAGUCGGGGCCGCUCGGUGCCGCUCGAUGGAGUGCGUGUUGCGAUGGAAUGCGUGUUGGCUCCAUCGAGCGGCACGCCGCUUUCCCAGUCCGUUCUCCAGGGCUCCGGCCCUCUCUACCCGUCCCUUCUCCUCCUCCGCUUCGCCCUGCACACCCGGGUCCCAGCUCGAUCCCGCUUCCCUCUUCACCAAAGCUGACCAAGCCAGCCAUUACGCCACGUACCGGCCACGCUACCCACAAGAGCUGUACGACAGCCUGUACGCCAACGUCCUGCCGGGCCGCAAGCCGCCCUUUAACGACCUAACCGUCGUGGACAUCGCAACCGGCAGUGGCCAGGCCCUGGGCCCUAUGCCCGAGGACUUCGGCUCAUGCAUCGCUCUAGAUGUGAGCCCAGCGCAGUUGGCGGAGGUUCCGGAACGUCUGCGAUCUCGGAUCCAAGUACGACUGGGGGACGCACAUGCCACGGGUUUGCCGUACGGCAGUGUGGAUCUGGUAACCGUGGGCCAGGCGAUGCACUGGUUCCGCCUGGAGGAUUUCUACACGGAGUGCCGACGUAUCCUGAAACCCUCAGGCGCACUGGCUGCAUGGACGUACGACUUCGGGAAGUUGCGCGGCUUCCCUGGAUCUGAGCAGCUGUACGAGCAGUUUUACAAGGGGCUGCUGGGGCCGUACUGGGCGCGGGGUCGGGAGCUGGUGGACGUGGGGUAUGCAGGCGCCGAGCCCGGACCUGAGCACUUUGGCGAGACGCGCUUCCUGCGAGUUCCCAUGAACUACUCUGUUUCCUUGGACGAUCUGGUGGGACAGCUGCGCUCGUGGUCUGGCUACCACUCCUAUCUCAAGGCAAAUCCCACGCAACCCGAUCCCGUGGAUUUGCUGCAGCAGCAACUUGCCCAGCGGAUGACAGCAGCUAGUGCAGGACGUCUGACACUGGAGCGAGUCCUCACGUUACUGAUAGCGCUGCGGCCUCAACCGUUGUAAGGGCCCACAGACGGGCCAGGGCUGCCGCAAAUCUGUUCAAGGACAAUGGCCGCAAAGGACUAAGAGGUGGUAGGGUCGGAGAUGUGUGUUGAGGUAGUGGACGACAGGACGACUAGCACCGGUUUCCCCAAUAACGACGCAUUUUCACAGUAAGUAAGCGCUUCUGCGGUCCUCAUAGAUGACGGGAGCCUUGCUAAUGGCGUGCGACAAAAAAACCCCGUGUGCGGGUUAGUGCGAUCGAAGUGAGGUUUCCUUCUUGACAUUUGGCCGCCCUUGACAAGAAGCUAGAUAUGGCCAAACUGACAGUGCCAUAUGUAGAAGCCCUUUCAUGCAAGGGGAGAGCUCCGUGAAAGUACAAUGAUUUGAGCGACCUUCGCAUGUAUAGCAGUUGACUGCGUCCGCUUGUGACAUAAUAACUUCUGCAAAGAGCCAUUCACUGUUUAACUCGGUGACUGUAAUUGGAAUAUAAUCCCCGACUGCGCCGUACGCCGUACAUAUGGGCGCUGUGUAACAUAGCUUGCCGUCCUUUGACCUGUCGUUUGGGAGAGGUAGCCUGUUUACCAUUUCUGAAAUUCCUUAGCAGCCAUGGCGCCUAGGCAGGUCAUCCCCAUUCGUGAAAUCCUCUACCAGCUGAGCCCCUACCAGCAAAGCAUUGUGACGCAGUCAUUCUGCAACGCCCCGAAGACCUUCCUUCGCUUCUGGAAGGAGAAAGGUGUUGGCAUCGGCACCUUCGCCGUCCUCUUCUUCGGCAUCAAGGGGUACACUGAGUGCGAGAUGCAGAACGAGCGGCUGGCGGAGCGGUACUAAAGCCUCUAUAGGGGCGCCAAAUGGCUUCUAUACUGUAGACAGUUUGGUUUAUGAAGUUUCUGUCACUUGACAUGGUUGCGGGUUAGGUGGGGGCGGGCUUACGUAGCCGGGGGUCCGCCUGGCUGCUAUCUGGAAGGCAUGGACGAUUCCCAGGACGCUGUGGUUCAGUUGAGAACGCUUGCUUGUGGCUCGGGGAUCAACCUGUGGUGUUCGGUGUAAGUUAUACGUGGUUUCCCCUCCCGCCCCGGCAACCUGUCCCUCUGGGUCUUGUUUGGCACUGCGCAUUUCCCCAUGCACAACAGUUUUAAGGAACAGCAG
This is a messenger RNA of Astrephomene gubernaculifera, 2203 nucleotides long. The record is from the annotation of a GenBank genome assembly. Lineage: Eukaryota; Viridiplantae; Chlorophyta; Chlorophyceae; Chlamydomonadales; Astrephomenaceae.